AUGCAUGCGCUCAAGGGAUCACCAAUUGACACCUUGAUCUGGUCCUGUCUUUUGGAAGAGCGGUCGGGUGCAACAUCAUACAACUAUGAUGCCGCUGGUGCUGCUUACACACUCAAAUGGACCUUCCAUAAUGAGCUUGGCCUUGUAUUUGUUGCUGUAUAUCAGCGGAUCCUCCAUCUGUUGUAUGUGGACGAUCUGCUUGCAAUGGUGAAGCGUGAGCUUUUGGAGAUGCAUGAUCCGAAAUGGACAACCUAUACUGAUUUCGAUGAAACUUUUAGGCCACUGAAAAAGGAAGUUGAAGCUCGUGCAGAAGAUUUGAAGAGAUUAAAAAAAUGGGAGCUCCGAUGCUCUGGGGCUUUUGAUGUAAAUAAGCUUCAAAAGCUUAGAGCUAAAGGUGGGAAGAAAGCCGAAACCCUUGUUAGCAAGGGCUCUAAGGCAGAGCCAAAGAAAAAGAUAACAAAGAAGAAUAGAGUUUGGGACGAUUCACCUCCUCAGGAAAAAUUGGAUUUCACAGAUGAUGUGGGUGAGAAUGGGGACAAUAUAGAGGUUGUUGCAGCAGAUCAUGGUGAAAGUAUGAUGGACAAGGAAGAGAUUUUUAGCAUUGAAAGCAAGGCUGAAGAAGAAGAAGGGGUGGUUUUCAACAAUGUUCCAGAGAAGGAGAUCAAUACAUUGCAAGUUGCAAGUUGGAAUCCCUGUCUGAAUGUCCGGCAUUCUAUGAGACCGCGCGAUAAUGAUGACGAUGAUUUAGAGAAUGAUAACCUCGAUGAGAAUCCAAAUGAUGAAGAUUUGGAACUUGGGGGUCCAUUUAGUUAA
Molecule: messenger RNA, 813 nt
Organism: Juglans regia (Persian walnut)
Lineage: Eukaryota; Viridiplantae; Streptophyta; Magnoliopsida; Fagales; Juglandaceae
Product: signal recognition particle receptor subunit alpha-like
Exons: 3
Coding region: 1-813 (270 amino acids)
Biological process (GO): intracellular protein transport
Cellular component (GO): signal recognition particle receptor complex
Molecular function (GO): GTP binding; signal recognition particle binding; GTPase activity
Source: RefSeq, a predicted model, not a curated record